GAAGGCAAUUAAUUAAGAUUGCUAAUUAGAAUUUGAAAUGAUAGCAAUAAGCAGCAAGAGAGCAGCUGUCUUCAGUCUGUUGUCAUUUGUGGUUUUUCUUCAUUCUCUUCAUGGGUGCGCCCUCGGUGCGAACCGAACAUCUCCACGGCCGCCGGCCAUCAUCGUUUUUGGCGACUCGAUCGUCGAUCCAGGCAACAACAAUGAAAUCCUAACGGCGAUUCAGUGCAACUUUCCGCCUUAUGGGAAGGAUUUUGUUGGUCACAAAGCAACGGGAAGGUUCAGCAAUGGCAAGAUCCCAUCUGACAUUACAGCUUCUCAGCUAGGAAUAAAAGAAUACGUACCUGCAUAUCUUUGGACAGAGCUAUCAGCCUAUGAUCUUAUAACUGGAGUAAGCUUUGCAUCCGGCGCCAGUGGAUUUGACCCUCUCACAUCUCAGUUAAUGUCGGUGAUUUCGUUGGACGGACAACUAAAUUUGUUUGUGGAAUACAAGAAGAAGGUGAAAGCAAUUGUAGGAGAAAAAAGAGCAGCAUACAUAAUCAACAAUGCGGCAUAUCUUAUUGUCACAGGAACAGAUGAUCUGGCCAACACUUAUUUCCCCACACCAUUUAGGAGGUUUGAAUAUGAUCUCCCCUCCUACAUCAACUUUACAGUUCAAUCAGCUUCAACUUACAUCCAGAAACUGUACCAUUUAGGAGCACGAAGAAUCAGAGUUGUGGGAGCUCCUCCCAUUGGCUGCUUACCAUCACAAAGAACUCUUGCAGGAGGUAUUGAGAGAAUAUGCGAUCCAACCUACAACCAAGCUGCAACAUUAUUCAAUUCACAGUUAUCAAAAGAAAUGCAGAGACUCAACAGCACCUUACCUAAAUCAAGCAUCCUUUAUAUUGAUAUGUAUAACCCUUUGCUUGAUAUCAUUUUACACCCUUCUAACUAUGGAUUUGAGGAAUCCAAGAGAGGCUGCUGUGGUACAGGAACUUUUGAGGUCACACUGGCUUGCAACAGCUUGACCACCUUUAUAUGUGAAGAUGCAUCAAAAUAUGUGUUUUGGGAUAGCUACCAUCUGACGGAGAGAGCCUACGAGAUUUUGAUGAAGAAACUUGCGCAGAAAUACGGUGUAUUUAUAAAUUAACAGGUCAUACACACAGUUAUGUUUUGUUAGGAAGAUUAAAUUACAUACAUACUCCCCAAUUCUUAUGCAAUUACAUAUGUAACA
This is a messenger RNA of Phalaenopsis equestris, 1210 nucleotides long. Its product is annotated as GDSL esterase/lipase EXL3-like. The record is from RefSeq and is a predicted model, not a curated record. The transcript is spliced from 5 exons. Gene Ontology annotation, molecular function: hydrolase activity, acting on ester bonds. Bases 38 to 1126 code for a protein of 362 amino acids. NCBI's taxonomy places the organism in Eukaryota, Viridiplantae, Streptophyta, Magnoliopsida, Asparagales, Orchidaceae.